AUGAGGACAGUAUCAGGAGAACAAAAAUUGACCAAGUAUUCCCUAAGACUUUUACCUUUAACAUUAGGUAUGACUUUGUUCUCACUGAAAGCUGAACAAGUUGGCAAUUCUGUUACUGCUGAAGAAUCACAUAAACAAGUAGUGGAGGUUGAAAGUAUUGAUAAUGAUAAUGUUUAUAAUAAAUCCAAAAAUAAAUUAAUUAUUUGUGUUGAUUUUUCUGAAUCAG
Messenger RNA from Diversispora eburnea, 226 nucleotides. NCBI's taxonomy places the organism in Eukaryota, Fungi, Glomeromycota, Glomeromycetes, Diversisporales, Diversisporaceae. The record is from the annotation of a GenBank genome assembly.